Onychostoma macrolepis is the source of this 5191-nucleotide messenger RNA. RefSeq names its product corin, serine peptidase (gene corin). Gene Ontology annotation, biological process: proteolysis; acrosome reaction. Gene Ontology annotation, molecular function: protein binding; serine-type endopeptidase activity. The transcript is spliced from 23 exons. Bases 331 to 3495 code for a protein of 1054 amino acids. The record is from RefSeq and is a predicted model, not a curated record. Lineage: Eukaryota; Metazoa; Chordata; Actinopteri; Cypriniformes; Cyprinidae. Gene Ontology annotation, cellular component: membrane.
AAUGCGCGCGCCGGACUCGCUCGUGCUCAGACAGACCGAUACGUGAGGAUAAAACAAACGAACUCUGAGUUAUAAAAAAAUAACAACAGAAUAAAAUAGAAUAGAGAGGGAGAGAGUGUGUUUUUGCGAUGGAAUCGGCUGCAAUGAACUUUCAGUAAGUAUCCACUGGAAACUCUGAAGCGAAAAAUACCUGUGUAAAAAUAGCCUCGGUUUCUCUGCUCUGAUGGUCCGGAGCGCCGCUGAUCUGCUGCCGUUACCGAAGGAGCGUCACAGCGCGAGCUGAUCUCCAGCCCGUUACCGGUGUGUGUGUGUGUGUCAGAUGAGCUCAUCAUGGGUGAAGCGUUCACACACACGCAGCGCUGCGGGAAACAUCUGCGACUGCUGCUCUUCAUACUGCUGCCAUGUGUGUGUGUCCUCAUCUGUGUGUGUGUGCUACUGCUGGCGCUCACAGGUUUAUUCGGGAAUGGCCUGCUGGAUGCCGGAUCUUCUGUUUCCGUAGCGACCGCGGGGCCCUUUAACGGCACCGACCCCGGGCCGAUGAUGGCCGAUAAUGGGACGAUGUCUCCGCAGUCCGGCACGCAGCGGGUCGUCCUGACAAACACCCCUCCGCAGUGGGACUCGGCACACUGGAUGCCUCGCGCCGACAGCUCCUCAUCCUCACCGGCGGGCCCCACCACCGCGGCCCCUGUGGACUGGGGGACAUCCGUCUCCACUGUGACGAGCAUGAGCGCUGACGCUGGUUUCUGCUCUGACAUCACGGAGAGUCAGUGUCACAUGCUGCCGUACAACCAGAGUGGUGUGUUGCCGGGGACGACGGUCGUCAAGAGCAGCGAGCUGCAGAUGUUCCUCAAGUUCUUCAGCUACCUGAGCCGACUGUCCUGCUACAGACACAUCAUGCUGUUCGGAUGCUCCAUCGCUCUCCCACAAUGCAUCAGCCACAGAGACCGCAGGACUCUGGUUCUGCCCUGUCAGUCGUUCUGCGAAGCGGCUCGUGAAGGAUGUGAGCCCGUGCUGCAGAUGUUUAACGCGUCCUGGCCGGAGUUCCUGCGCUGCUCUCAGUUCACCAACAACACGGGAACGAACGCCGAGAACACGCCGCUGUGCUACACGCCGCGACACGCCAGAGGAAAGCUCUCUGCGUGCGGAGGAAGCGAUCACUUCCUGUGUGCGACCGGAAUAUGCAUCCCUCUGAAACUAGUGUGCAACGGAUACAACGACUGCGACGACUGGAGCGACGAGGCCGACUGUACUUGUGCGGAGGCUCAGUAUCUGUGUGCCACCGGUCGCUGCAUCAGUUCUGAUCUGCUGUGCGACGGCUACGAUGACUGCGGCGAUCUGAGCGAUGAGCAAAACUGUGUGUGUGACCCGGCUGAAGAGCAUCACUGUGGAGAAGGACGCUGUAUUCCUCGAGACUGGCUCUGUGACGGAGAUCACGACUGCCUGGACAAAAGUGACGAGCUGAACUGCUCGUGCAAGUCCCAGGGUUUAGUGGAGUGCAGGAACAAGCAGUGUAUUCCCAGCGCCUUCCGCUGUGAUGGUGAAGAUGACUGUAAAGAUGGCAGUGAUGAAGAGAACUGCACACAACAGCAGAUUGUUGUUUACGGCUCUCUCUCAGCUCAGGGUUUGUGUCCUCCUGGUCAGUCCAGCUGUACUUCAACCUCAUGCUCCUCUGGCUGUCAUGGAAACACAUCAUGUGACCUGCGCAACACUGGCAACAACUGCAGUGGCUGUGAGCCCAUCUCUCUGGAGAUCUGCAUGAAUCUGCCCUAUAACUCCACCCGCUUCCCCAACUACCUGGGUCAUCACUCUCAGAAGGAGACGUCCGUGAGCUGGGAGUCCUCGCUCUUUCCUGCACUCGUUCAGACAAACUGCUACAAAUAUCUCAUGUUCUUUGCAUGCACGGUGCUCGUGCCCAUGUGUGACCCUGUAACGCAGCAGAGAGUGCCUCCCUGCAGGUCUUUGUGCAGGAAUUCUAAGGAACGAUGUGAAUCAGUGCUGGGAAUUGUGGGAUUGCAGUGGCCUGAGGAUACAGACUGCGCUCAGUUUCCAGAGGAAGGUCAAACAAAUAGUUCCUGUUUGCUUCCUGACCCGGAUGUGAACGAGUGCUCACCCAGUCACUUUAAGUGUCACUCGGGAAGGUGCGUCCUCUCAUCCAAACGCUGUGAUGGACACACAGACUGUGAUGAUGACAGCGACGAGGAAACAUGCGGGUGUGUGGAGCGGGGCUUGUGGGAAUGUCCCGGAGACAAAACCUGCAUCCAUCACAACAUGAUCUGUGACGGCUUUCCUGACUGCAGCCAGCAGGAGGACGAGAAGAACUGCUCUGUGUGUAGCAGUCAUGAGAUGGAGUGUAACAAUCAUCAGUGUGUUCACCGCUCACUGUGGUGUGACGGCAGGAGACACUGCUCUGACAGCUCAGACGAGUGGAAUUGCGUGUCUCUGUCUGACGAGGGUUUUGUGGUGGUGCAUAAGGCUGGGAUGGAGUAUCGGGUGUGUGCGGAUGGAUGGAGCUCAAACCUCAGCAGCGUCGCGUGCACACAGAUGGGUUUAGGUUCUCCUCUCUCUGCAGACGUGGUGCUGGACGUGUCGUCUGCUGCAGGACGGAGGCGCUGGCUGCAUGUUGACCCAGACUGGAAUCCACAGAACAUGUUUCCUCUACAGGGCCUGCUGGAAAAGCGAGGGCAGAGCUGCCCAUCGUACAAGAAGAUCUCACUGAACUGCACAAGAGACGAAUGUGGCCGUCGGCCGGCUGCUCGGAUGGUGAAGAGGAUUCUGGGAGGCCGCACGAGUCGCCCGGGCCGAUGGCCAUGGCAGUGCUCCCUACAGAGUGAACCCAGCGGACACAUCUGCGGCUGUGUGCUCAUCAGGAACAAGUGGGCACUAACUGUAGCGCACUGCUUUGAGGGGCGUGAGAGUGCAGACGUGUGGAAAGUGGUUCUUGGCAUCAGUAAUCUGGAUCAUCCGUCUCCAUACAUGCAAACGCGGCGCGUCAAAAGCAUCGUCGUCCACUCGCGCUACAACCGGGCCGUGGUGGACUACGACAUCAGCGUGCUGGAGCUGGAGACCGAGGUGGAGGUGACCAGUUACGUGCGUCCCGUCUGUCUGCCCGGCCGCGGUCAGCUGCCCAAAGCUGACCAGUACUGCCACAUCACGGGCUGGGGACACGUGGGGAACAGAAUGCCGUUUAAGCUCCAGGAGGGAGAGGUGAGGAUCAUCUCGGUCUCUCAGUGUCAGUCUUACUUCGACAUGAAGACCAUCACGUCACGCAUGCUCUGUGCCGGAUACGAGGCGGGAACCAUCGACUCCUGCAUGGGUGACAGCGGCGGUCCACUGGUCUGUGAGGAGGAUGACGGCCGCUGGUCUCUAUACGGUUUGACCUCCUGGGGGUCUGUGUGUUUCUCUAAGGUCCUGGGCCCCGGCGUCUACGCCAAUGUGACACACUUCACUGAGUGGAUCGAGAGACAGAUUUACAUGCGCACAUUUAACCUGCUGUAGGUGAACACACACACACAUGCUCAUAAACACUCACUCUUGCACACACACUUGUACACACACUCACGCGCACACACAAAUACUCUUGCACACACACUCACACUCACGUACACUCACACACUCAGCUGGAGAUGAACUGCGCUUGAACAAGGACAAAAAGACGUCUGUGAGCCUGCUACACUGCUCAUUCCAAAAAGAGACGAUGUGUGUGUGUGUGUGUGUGUGUACACCUGUUUUUCUAUUCAGGUGGGGACUUAAACCUGAAUACACACAGACUCAUGGGGACUCGUGUCACGGGUAAACAAGCUAAUAAAUCACACAGAAUGAAGUUUUCUGAAAAUCUAAAAAUGCCUGUAGUCUCCUGUAAGGGGUAGGUUUAGGUGUAGGGUUGGUGUAGGACAAUAGAAUAUACGGUCUGUACAGUAGAGAAACCAUUACGCCUAUGGGAUGUCCCCACAAGGAUAGCAAACCAGACGUGUGUGUGUGUGUCAGUCGUUUUUGGCGUAAGGCAAGCGUCCAUCACAUGUCUGGUGUCUCUGUGGCAGUAGCGUCUCAAGCUCUCCAGAGGGCGAUGGUGUUUCCUUCAGAUUGGUCACAGCAGAUGUGUUCAUUAUCAGACAGCUGCUGGAAACAUGUGGACAGUGACAUUAACCUGUUCAAGAGAUUCUCUUCAGACUCUUGCUCCGCCAUGACAGUAGCAAAGCUGAAACACAAACGCACUGUUUGCGCUAAUGCCAGAUAAAGCAGCCUUUAUAGACUCCAGCUGCGUUACAUAUAGAGUUUCUCAUUUCAGAACAAAACAACGCAAGAAACCAAGCUUCUGUAGCGAGAAGCAUCAGUGCUCACAAACUACAGAAACAGAGAAUCACUUGUUCAUUUACUCACUUACACCACUGAAACAGACACUAGUGAGUGUGUGUGUGUGUUAAAGGUGGAUAAAAACUGUUUCACACUUCCUGCAUCUGCAGCACAUCAGAAAAGCAACAGCAAUCAUCAGUAGAUGUUCACUUGCACUGUUUUUGUAGGUGCACUGAUUUCUGAGUUCCUGCAUUUAUAAACAGCCAUAAUAAAUAACACCUUGAUUGUCAUAAAAAUCUAUUUACAUGAGGAGGGGAAUCCGAUGAACUCCAUGAUAUGUCAAUAAUCUACCCAGAAUUCAAAGCGCAGCUGUAAAGUGAGCAGAAUGUGUGUGUCUGUCACUGUAGACGUCUAGUGUUUUGACUCUCGUGUGAGGAUCUCUGCUGAUAAACGGCUCGCCGCUCGUGCUGCAGGUGUGUGAUUGUGAAACAGGCUUCACUAUUUUACACCAGCUCAAAGGGCUCCUGCUGCUCACCUUAGUCUCCUCUCUAGUUCUCUCUGCUGCUAUUGGUUGGUUCUGUAAAUUGGCGGGACCUUCGAAACCUCUCAACCAAUGAUAUUCUCUGAUGGUUUGUGUUGUUGAUGCCGUCAGUGUGUUUCUGGGAUUCUCUCAAUGUUAAACGUGUUUGUGCUUUAGUAAUAUUGUGCUUCGUAUGACUGUGUCACAAGCUUCUGCCUUUAAUGCAACAUUCCAUCUGUUUUCAUUUUUUAAAGAAUAUUUUUCUACUGAUUUUGUGCACAUAAAGCAGUAAAUCUGAACUCUGAUGUACUAUGUUUUUAAUGCUCUGUAAAUACAGUUCACAUUUGUGUAAAAAUGCACAUUAAAGAUUUCUAUCCAUUA